AUGUGCCACUUACCGAGGCAAUUGCCGGCGAUUAAUCUACGGUACGGGCUUAUAUCACCGUUUCGCCCUCUUCUAGUGAGAUGCAAUAUGCCCCAAAACACAGAAUCAGUGGAAUGUGCGAAUGGUCAAAUGUUCAUUUUGGGAAUGGGUUUUGUAGGGCAAUUCUUUGCUGCUGAUUUAAAGAGCAAAGGAUGGGUAGUAAGUGGGAGCUGCACAACCGUUGAGAAGAAAACUAAACUCGAAGAAAUGGGGUUUCAUGCCUACGCCUUUGAUGCGAACGACCCUCAACCUGAGAUCCUAGAUAUCAUGAAAAAUCACACUCACCUCCUCGUUUCCAUCCCUCCCGUCAAGGGUCUUGGUGAUCCGAUGCUUUGUCAUAAAGAAUUUGUGAGAAGAAGAUUGAAGGAUGGGAAAAUUCAGUGGCUAACUUACUUAUCAUCAACUAGUGUCUAUGGAGAUUGUGGUGGUGCUUGGGUAGAUGAAGAUUAUCCAAUAAGACCUACAAGUGAACCAGCCAGAGCAAGGUUAGCUGCUGAGGAAGAAUGGUUAUGUUUGGGCCGUGAUCUUGGGAUUGCUGCUCAAAUAUUUCGACUUGGAGGAAUAUAUGGACCUGGUAGAAGUGCUAUUGAUACCAUUAUUAAACAAGAGCCUCACUCGAAGGGUCAGAAAAUGAGAUUAUGUAAACAGUACACCUCUCGCGUUCACGUUGCUGACAUUUGCCAAGCACUCAAUGCAAGUAUUCUGAAGCGAUCCCCAUGGGAAGUAUUCAACAUUGUGGACGAUGAUCCUGCUCCAAGAAUGGAAGUAUUUAUGUGGGCUCAGAAUUUGGUCGAGCAAAAAUUUCCAGGCCAUGUGAAGCAACCUACUAUGUCUCCUGAAAGAGAAGAAUCACUUGUCCUGGACAAAGUUUCCAGGGGAGAUAAACGAGUCUCCAAUGCACGGAUGAAGAAAGAACUGGGAGUGAAGCUGUUUCAUCCUACUUAUAGGUCUGGACUGCAAAGUAUCAUUGACCAUAUGGACAAUCCAUAUCUACAAAAUUUACCAGGUUCAUGA
Molecule: messenger RNA, 1053 nt
Organism: Fraxinus pennsylvanica
Lineage: Eukaryota; Viridiplantae; Streptophyta; Magnoliopsida; Lamiales; Oleaceae
Source: the annotation of a GenBank genome assembly